Ailuropoda melanoleuca (giant panda) is the source of this 388-nucleotide messenger RNA. It is a transcript of the gene HIGD1C, whose product is annotated as HIG1 hypoxia inducible domain family member 1C. The record is from RefSeq and is a predicted model, not a curated record. Gene Ontology annotation, biological process: mitochondrial respirasome assembly. Lineage: Eukaryota; Metazoa; Chordata; Mammalia; Carnivora; Ursidae. Gene Ontology annotation, cellular component: mitochondrion. Bases 95 to 388 code for a protein of 97 amino acids. The transcript is spliced from 5 exons.
AGCGGUCACAGGUGUGAGGGCCUCGCCUCCAGCGUCCUGCUGAAGGAACACCAGGAGACAGACAGAGGUGGUGGGCUACGCCAAAGGGAGAAAUAUGUCUUCAGAUAACCAGUGGUCAGCAGAUGAGGAAGAAGGCCAACUCUCCCGACUGAUCAGGAAAUCUAGGGACUCCCCCUUUGUCCCCGUAGGAAUAGCAGGCUUUAUGACUGUGGUGUCCUAUGGUCUUUACAAGUUAAAGUACAGAAAAGAUCAGAAAAUGUCCAUCCAUCUUAUUCACAUGAGAGUUGCUGCCCAAGGAAUUGUUGUAGGAGCUGUGACUCUAGGUGUUCUUUAUUCUAUGUAUAAGGAUUACAUCAGACCUCGAUUCUUCAGUGGGUCCAAAAAAUGA